Molecule: messenger RNA, 2339 nt
Organism: Microplitis mediator
Lineage: Eukaryota; Metazoa; Arthropoda; Insecta; Hymenoptera; Braconidae
Product: mitochondrial import inner membrane translocase subunit Tim21-like
Exons: 5
Coding region: 249-926 (225 amino acids)
Biological process (GO): protein import into mitochondrial matrix
Cellular component (GO): TIM23 mitochondrial import inner membrane translocase complex
Source: RefSeq, a predicted model, not a curated record
UCAAAUUUUUUUCAAGUCCUCCUUAGUAAAUAAAGCUGUUAGUUAGAAAAAAUAAUAAGGAGCUGAAAUUCGGACGUAAAUACAUUUGUUCGAAAAAAAAAACUAUAGUAUAGCACGUGGCCCAAUCGGGACGACAGCCAAACAGGAGGAAAAAAAAAUAUUAUUUUUUUUUAAUAUUUCAGAUUCCUGUAGUGGUCCAAAUUUAUUUUACAAAUUUUCAAUAAACAAUGAGAUAUUAAUUGGAGAAUAUGGCAUCAAUUAGAUUAAUAAAUAAUGUAAUUAGACAAAAGACAUGUCAUUAUAAUAGGAUUCCAUCUUUAUUAUCACCGCCGUCAUUAUUAUUACUGUGUAAUGGUAAUAAAGUGAUAAUUAAAAAAUAUUCAAAUGAAAAACAAAAAUUUCAAAUUCCACAAUUCGACAACGAUGCAAAUAAUAGUCGAUUUGCGAACUCCGAUUGUACCGAGACGCCAUGGGAUGUAAGUCAAACAGUUGUCGCUGUCGGGAUGGUCGGGAUAAUGGCAUUUUUCGGCUACGUAUUAUCCACCGAACUGUUAUCGGAUAAAAGUCCCUAUAGUAUUUAUUGCAAAGCUGCAGAUAGAUGUAGACAAGACCCAAAAGUCACUGACGCACUUGGGGGACGGAUACACGCUCAGAUUGAGAAGGACGGUGAUACCAGGAGAUGCUUCAGCCUCAACUAUCGCGUUUAUCAACACAACGGCAGAACGUAUAUGAGAAUGAAAUUUUAUAUUCAGGGAGUACGUGAAGGUGGGACUGUAAAUUUGGAUAUGAGAAGGGACGAUAACGGAAAUGUUGUCUACCGAUACUUAUUUGUCCAGCUAGAAGAUGCGUCCCGUUCUAUUAUCGUUUUAGAAGAUAACCGAGCAGCGGAAGGUGACUCAAAUAAAAGUGACGAAUUCGCGCCUUAAAAUUUCCCAAUCUCAUCAAACCAAUAAAUAAAUUGAAUUUUAUUCUCAUCAUUACAUCAUCAUUACAACUCUAGUCUAGUAUGAUAAUACUUGAAAUAAAUUUCUCUUAUUUAUUUUAUAAAUAUUUUUUUUUCAAAAAUAAAAUUUUUACCACUGCCUAAAUAUUGAUCUAGUCCUCAUCUCAUUCACUAAUAAAUUCCUCUCCACUCUGUAAAAAAUCGGGAGUGUCUCCGGAGUAAUUACGGAUUUGAUUUAAAUCCGAAUUCAUUCCGUCACCCGGAAUUCCGGAGAUUUAGAAAAAAAUCACUCCGAAUACGGAGUGAAUACGGAGUUAAUUUCACUGUGAACCGGAGUUUCAAUAUUAAAAUAAACUCCUCUUCGAAGUGAAUUUUACUCCAAGGGAAUUAAAUAAAUCCUCAGUCAUUUGCUCCGCAUUCACUUCGAAUCCAUUUCGGAUUUAAUCCGCGUUCAUCACUCCGAAAAUUUUUUGCAGCGCACUGUAAAAAAUCGGGAGUAAAUCCGGAUUUAAUUCCAAUCUGAAUUCACUCCGCAUUCACUUCACCACUUGGAGUUUCGGAGUUUUCAAAAAAAUCACUCCUCGUGCGGAGUGAAUUGGGAGUUUUUUUUAGCGGAGUGAUCUCGGAGUGACGCGGAUUUUAUUUCACUCCCAAUUCACUCCGAUCCGGAGUUUUAACAUUUAAAUGAAUUUAUAUCAAACUGUCAAACAGUGUGUGUGUGCGUGUGCGAGUGUGUGCGUACGUGUGUAUGCGAGUGCGAGAGCGUGUUUAUGCGAAUGUGUGCGUGUGUGUGUGCGAGAAUUUAUUUAGUGGUUUUAUUUUUUAUUAAUAAUAUUUUCAAAACUCCCUUCCGAAGUGAAAUUUUCUUCGUAGGAAUUAAAUUAAUAAAAAAUUAUCUACUCCGCGAAAACUCCCCUUCGAAGUGAAUUUCACUCCAAGGGGACCGAAUAAUUAAAAAUUCAUUCACUCCGGAUUUAAUCCGCAUUCACUCCGUGAAUUUUUUACAGUGCACCUAAUUGACAAUUUCAAAUAAAUAUCCGUCAUUAAAUAAUAUAACACUAAUAAUAAUAAUUAUUAUUGAUAUUAAUAUGAUCAAUUUUAUCCUUCAGUUAUUUAAUGACUAAUGUUCCGUGUCGACCUGAAUAAUGUCAUCUAAGUUAAACCAAAUUGACUUACAUUAAUAAAUCUAUUGUAUAUCAAUAAAAAAAAACUUAAUCUCACAUUGAAUCAGUUUUUCAAAAAAAUAUCCACACCUACGUGGUCAUAGUGUCAAAUAGUUCAUAUUAUAAUCAACUAUAUAAAUUUAUACUCGAUACUUACAUACAAUUAAUUUAUUAAUUUUUUUUAUUAUUAUUAUUAUUAUUAAUGAGCCAGACAUUCAAAAAUAGAAUUAUCA